UUUCGUCUCACUAGAUAAUUCGUCUUUUGAGUUCAAUGAGUGGAGAGUGGACAUGAACUGAAAGACUCAAAUUCACAGCGAGCAUUAUCAGCGCGAGGAGCCUCGUCUAAAAAUAUUUCCAUCUACAGUCAUAACGAAGAUGCAACGAUGAGUCAACCUCAGCUAAAUGAGUUCAUUCCUCCUCCGGAGUGCCCUGUUUUUGAGCCCAGCUGGGAGGAAUUCAGCGACCCUUUUGCGUACAUCAGUAAAAUACGGCCCAUCGCAGAGAAAACUGGCAUCUGCAAGAUCCGACCGCCGCCGGAAUGGCAGCCACCAUUUGCAUGCGACGUUGACAGACUGAAAUUUACUCCACGGAUACAGAGGCUUAAUGAACUGGAGGCUCAGACUAGAGUUAAGCUGAACUUCCUGGAUCAAAUAGCAAAAUUUUGGGAGCUCCAAGGAUGCACUCUGAAAAUUCCACACGUGGAAAGAAAGAUUUUGGAUCUUUACCAGUUGAAUAAGUUGGUGAACGAAGAAGGAGGCUUUGAUGCUGUCUGUAGAGAGCGACGCUGGACAAGGAUAUCUGUCAAGAUGGGCUUUGCUCCAGGAAAGGCUAUUGGAUCUCAUCUUCGGGCACACUAUGAAAGGAUCCUCUACCCGUACAACCUGUUUCAGACGGGAGCUAAUUUGCUUAAGGCCACCUUGACCAAUGACACUAAAGAUAAGGAGUACACCCCUCAUGACCUGCCACAGCGCCAGUCUGUCCAGCCCCAGGAGACUUGCAGCAUUGCUCGGCGAGCUAAACGAAUGAGAUCUGAAAAAAUUAAAACAGAACCUGGGGAGGUUUGUGAAAAUCGUCCCAAUCUGAGGAGGAGAAUGGGAACAUAUGUUGCCAAACCUGAACCAGUGAGAAUGGCAAUCACCGAGAUAAAAGCAGAGCCCACUGAACAUGAGAUUUCUAUAAAACAAGAGGAAAUUGUAUUAAAUGGAAUAAACACCUCUGGGAAUAAAGUGGACCAGUACAUGUGCCUGGUGUGUGGCAGUGGAAGUGCUGAGGACAGACUGCUAUUGUGCGACGGCUGCGAUGACAGUUAUCACAUCUUCUGUCUGAUCCCACCCCUCCACGAGGUUCCCAAAGGCGACUGGAGGUGCCCCAAGUGCCUGGCUCAGGAGUGUGGUAAACCUGCUGUCGCGUUUGGCUUUGAGCAGGCCAGCAGAUGCUACACCCUCCAAGCUUUUGGAGACAUGGCUGACUCCUUCAAAUCGGAUUAUUUCAACAUGCCAGUUCAUAUGGUUCCAACCGAAUUGGUGGAGAAGGAGUUUUGGCGACUGGUCAGCACCAUCGAGGAGGAUGUUACUGUCGAGUAUGGAGCAGACAUUGCUUCUAAGGAGUUUGGGAGUGGUUUCCCAGUGAAAAACGGCCAUUUUGAAGUUUGUCCCGAGGACGAGCAUUACCUGAGCAGCGGCUGGAACCUGAACAACAUGCCGGUGCUGGACGCCUCUGUGCUGACUCACGUUACGGCCGACAUCUGUGGGAUGAAGUUACCCUGGCUCUACGUGGGCAUGUGCUUCUCGUCCUUCUGCUGGCAUAUUGAAGACCACUGGAGCUACUCUAUUAACUAUCUUCACUGGGGCGAGCCGAAGACGUGGUAUGGGGCUCCUGGUUAUGCUGCAGAGCAUCUUGAGUCAGUCAUGAAAAAACUGGCCCCUGAGCUGUUCGAGUCCCAGCCCGACCUCCUUCACCAGCUGGUCACCAUCAUGAAUCCCAACACACUGAUGAACAACGGUGUCCCGAUUUAUCGCACCAACCAGUGUGCAGGCGAGUUUGUCAUCACUUUUCCCAGGGCUUACCACAGUGGCUUUAAUCAGGGUUUCAACUUUGCUGAAGCGGUCAACUUCUGUACAUUAGACUGGAUGCCCAUUGGUCGUAGCUGUGUGGAACAUUACCGCGAGCUGAGCAGAUACUGUGUCUUCUCCCACGAUGAGAUGGUUUGUAACAUGGCCUUUAGAGCGGACAUGCUGGAUAUCGACCUGUCAACAGCCGUUUACAAGGAAAUGACCAUCAUGAUACAAGAAGAGGAGGACCUGAGACAGAAAGUAAAGAAAAUGGGUGUGGUGCAAUCACGCCAGGUUGAUUAUGAGAUGCUCCCAGACGAGGAUCGACAGUGCGUCAAGUGUCGAACCACCUGCUACCUGUCAGGGAUCACCUGUGCCUGCAGCCCCAACAAGAUGGUCUGUCUGUACCACGCCCAGAACCUAUGUUCCUGCCCUUACAGCAGCCUUAUGCUCAAUUACAAGUUCACACUGGAAACGUUGUACCCAACCAUGGUAACAGUAAAGCUGCGUGCAGACUCCUAUAAAGACUGGCUCUCUAGCGUUCAGGAGAUCCUUGAGAACAAAGGAACUAAAAAAAGGGGGUUGGAAGAACUUCACAACCUGGUGGAGCAGGCAGAGCCAAAAACCUUCCCAAAAACCAGCCUCCUGGAUCAGCUACGAACAGUCACUGCAGAGGCUGAUAAAGUUGCUGUGAUGGCACAACAGCUUCUUAACGGGAAGAGGCAGACAAGAUAUCGUUCUGGGGGAGGAAAGUCUCAAAACCAGAAUGAAUUGACAGUGCAGGAGCUAAGGUGUUUUGUCCAACAGCUGGACAACCUGCCAUGUAACAUCCGACAGGCUCCUUUACUGAAGGACUUGUUGACCCGGGUGGAUGACUUCCAGCAGCGCAGUGAACGGCUACUCUCUGAUGAGUCUCCCAGUGCACUAGAGCUGCAGGACCUCCUGGAUGUGAGUCUGGGACUGGACGUGGAGCUGCCACAGCUGCUCCUGCUAAGAGAGAGGCUCGAGCAGGCUCGCUGGCUGGAGGCUGUGCAGCAAGCCAGCAGCCGACCGGACAGCCUCUGUCUGGAUACCAUGAGGAGGCUAAUAGACCAGGGAGUGGGACUGGCUCCACACAGCUCUGUGGAAAGAGCCAUGGCACGUCUGCAGGAGCUGUUGACGGUGUCAGAGCAGUGGGAGGAGAAGGUGCUCAGCCUCAUGGAGGCCAGACCAUAUCAAAACUUGGAAACACUCGACGCCGCUCUACAAGAAGUAGAAAACAUCCCUGCUUAUCUGCCCAACUGCCUGCAGCUGAAGGACAUCGUCACCAAGGCCAAAAAAUGGCUGCAUGAAGCCGAAUCACUCCAGAUUGGGGGACGUAUUCCUGUGCUGGACAACCUCUCUGAGCUGGUUCUCAGAGCGGAGGGCAUCCCAGUAAGGCUUGAGCAUCUGAGUCGAUUAGAGGCUCUUGUCAGUGACAUUCAGAUCUGGAAGGAGAGUGCAGCAAAGACAUUCCUACUGAAAAACUCCCCCUUCUCACUUCUUGAGGUCCUCUGCCCAAGAUGUGACAUAGGGAACGGACACCAGAAAUCACGAUCUAAGAAAGGGAGAGAGUCCCCUCAGAUCAGUAAAAAGGUUUCAACAAAACUGGAGUCUGUUUGUGAUGUGGAGAGAGCUCUCUCUGAGAGCAAAGACUCUGCCUCCGCAAUGACCACACUUGCCGAUGUACGCCACAGGGAGAUGGAGAUCUUGUUGGCUCUGCGCGCUUCAAAUGAAUCCAAGUUCCUCUCUGCUGAAGACUGUUGUGCACUUAGUGCUUGUGUUUGCCAAAAGGCCCCAUCUGGUGCCAUGGUGCAGUGUGAGCUGUGUCGAGAAAUCUUCCACUCAAGCUGUGUGGAAACGACCACCGGCCUUGAGCACGGCCAAGCCUGGCUAUGCCCCCUUUGUCUGCGCUCGAGAAAACCUCCCCUAGACAAGGUCCUGCCCCUGCUGGCUUCGCUCCAGAGGAUUCGCGUUCGCCUGCCAGAAGGAGAUGCCCUGCGCUUCCUCAUCGAGAGAACGGUGCGAUGGCAGCACAGAGUUCAGCAGGCCUGCACAGAGGGAGUCCUGGAGAAGGUGUCAAAGAUGGGGAGAGUUGGACACAGGAUAUCAUCACAUCUGACUCAGGAAAAAAAUGGUUCAUUUUACACAGAGCACCAGUCUGUUCCACUCCAGGAGCUGAGUGCUGAGCUGGAGGAGUUGAUGGUUGAGGGAUUUUUGCUACAAGUCACUUUGCCUGAGACUGAGCAGCUGUACAGAUACGUGCUGUACAAACUGGCCCCCCUCCCCUCACAGAGUCCUCCCUGUGGGAACAACAUCGAACAGGACCAACAGUCUCCAAGAGGGAGCCCCAGCCACAGCAAGAUUGGAGGUUCUGGUGUCAAAAAGGAAGCGAGCGUUCAGAGCAAAAGGACCAAGCGACGUAAAGAUAGCUCAGACUCUCAGCACAGUGACAAGCCCAAGAAGUGUCGCAAGAAGUCCAAGAAAAACAAAGAAAGGAGUGAAGAGGCCAAGAGGACGUCGUCUUCUCCUACACAUACAGUUUCCGACCCUGCUCAGUCAGACUCAGAGGAGGACUUCUCGCUGUGUGCUGCACCAUGGUGCAGAGAGCCAGAGGGCGAUGAGGUAAACUGGGUCCAGUGCGAUGGCAGCUGCAACCAGUGGUUCCACCAGAUCUGUGUGGGAAUAUCUGCUGAACGGGCAGAGAGGGAGGACUAUGUUUGCAUAAGUUGCACACAGCCAGACUACGACAGCUACGAGAGGAGAAUGAAGGCUAAAAUGUGACUCUGAAGGAUCAGUAGUCCAGUUGCAAGCUGCAGCACUUAAGUGCACACCUGAACUGUGUGGCCUGUGCCUCUCCCUCUUUACCUUCUGGCUUGCCCUUAGUGAAGAUGGUGCUAUUUUCCUUUUCUCCCCCCAGAUUUGCAAAAGACUUCUGUCACCGUUCUCGUCACAUGGCUGUUUUUUGUUUUUAGCCAAUCAACUAAUUGUUUUCGAAACGUUCCAAGACCUGAUGCAGAUGUAAAAAAACAAAAACAAAAAAAACAAAGCAACAUGUUUCAAGAACUAACAGGGCAGGGAUUUUUCAACCAAAAAACGUCAAUUUGACAACAUUUUAGAACUGUUUUUUACAUGCAACUGAACAAUGUGAAACUUUCUCUUGCAGAAUAAUUAUUUAUCUAAGCAAUAACUGAACAGAUUAACUGAGGUUCAGUUUUCACCUGAGCUAUAUUUGAGCUUAGAAAUUAUUUGAUAAAAUGCCUUCUUGGAGAAAAAAAUCCCAGAAGAACUGACUUUAUAUAUCCUGUGAUAAUACGCUGUUCAGUUUAAACAAACAGAGCCAUGGCUGUAUGUCUCAGCGUGUUGUUCCAAAAUGUGCAAAGGUUUGCACCUAAAUAUUUGCCCAUACCCCUUAAAACAUCACUGGCUUGGAGAUGAAGUCAGGUGUUCCUUUUGCGCUGUCUGCGGAGGAAAAAAAUUAGCCCUGGAUCCGUUCCUGGUUUUGGGAGAGACUUUGUUUUCACAAAGCAAGAAUGAACUGUCCGACAUUAAAGGAAUGUAGAUUUUGUUUUAGGGUGGAUUUUUCCUUCAUGGUUUAGGAUGAAAAUAUUGUGUUGGACUUAGAUUUAUUUGCCACGGGUAUAUGACCUUUUUCUGCUCCUUUUGGGUAAAUAAUAUAAUUAAAAUGUGCAGUUUGCAGUAUAAAAUAAAAAUGUUUGUUCCCAAA
Betta splendens (Siamese fighting fish) is the source of this 5560-nucleotide messenger RNA. RefSeq names its product lysine (K)-specific demethylase 5Ba (gene kdm5ba). The record is from RefSeq and is a predicted model, not a curated record. The coding region runs from base 148 to 4617 and encodes 1489 amino acids. Gene Ontology annotation, biological process: chromatin remodeling. The transcript is spliced from 27 exons. Gene Ontology annotation, cellular component: nucleus. Gene Ontology annotation, molecular function: histone demethylase activity; DNA binding. Lineage: Eukaryota; Metazoa; Chordata; Actinopteri; Anabantiformes; Osphronemidae.